AUGCCUCCAUUGAAGUAUUCGGAUCUACACGACGAUUCGUUUUCGCUCACCAAUUUGGACGACGAAAUCAUGGGCACCUCGACACGACGUGUCGACCAGGAGCUCGACUAUGAUAUCAACACUUCAACCCUUGAUCGUGCUUUCCCCGAAUUCUCGCAAAUACAGACCUCCGAGGAAGAGGAACAGGAAUUGGACGACGAACUUUCACAUAGCGACCUCGACAUGUCUGUUGAGGUGGGACGCGGUGCUGGUAAACCAGGACGCGACGAUUCGCGAAGCUCGAUCAUGAGCUUCGAGAACAGUGUCCGCUCAUCCUCCCCGGCAAUACGCGUUGAAUAUCCUACGCCGCAAAAGCCCGCUCCUGUCACGCGCCCGUCGCGUCGUGCCGCCAGUGAAAAUCUACGAAAGAAUGCUCAGGUGCGACGAGCAACUCAGACACAGAAAGAGAACAUGAGCCCACAAGUUUCCAAGGCUCAACGUGACCAGCGUCGGACAUUAUCCGACAUGCACGCGAAAGUACGAGAUACCUACGAAGGUUCAUUUUUGGGAGAUGAACGACCUGCCCCUAUUGCCGCGAAGACGCGCUCGACGCGUUUUGGAAACGCCAACACCUCGCAGGAAAUUGCAGACGCAAUUGAGCGAGCUUCGCGCGAUGCCUAUGCGAAAGAACUGCGCAAAUCUAAUUCCAACACAGCAGGCACUCCUCGCAAAAGCAGUGCCAAUGCAGCCAACACUAACACCAUUGGUGACACUAUGACUCACCAGUCAUUCCUUCUUCCCGACCUCCCUAAUAUUUCUGAACUCGUUUCCGGUGUGUACGAGGAUGGCACACCUGUCUACUCUCGACAGGGCAAAGUACGAUCUACUCGAUUUGUUUCUCCGCUUCAUGAUAUCACAGAUGUGUCUCUCCCCCAUGAACACAUGCCGCUGGACGCGGUGCCAGUUCCUGAAGAUGAGAAGGCCUUGUUUGUUCAUCUGAGGCUGCUUCAGGAUAAGGUGGCAGAGUUGGAGAUGUUCAAGUCCGAGGCGGAAAGAAGGCUGGAUAACUACCGCCAGGAGAACUCAUCUCUGAAGGCGAAUAGAUCCCGCCAGUCAUCAGCGAAGUAUGAUUCGGAGGAUAAUGACUACAAAAAGGCAUCCAAGCGCCUGGCAAAUGAGAACCAAAAGUUGGAUGCAGCCAAUCUCGCUUUACAAAACCAGUUGGACAUUGCAGAUCGAAAGGCUCAGGUUCAAGAAUCCGCCAUCAAGCGCUUGAAUCAUGAUAGAGAGUCGGCUAUCUCGCAACUCGGGGCUGCCUAUCUCGAAACCAGGGAACUCAAGGCGGAGAAUGAGGAAUUGAGACAGGAGAACGCAGAUCUCAAGUCUCAGCUCAAUCGAUCUUCAAGCCGCAAGGCUCGCGAACAGCACACAGCCGAGUCCGAAGUCAGUUCGAAUGUCUCUGAUGCUGAUGACAGCCAAAGUUACAGUGACCGCAGCGCAGAUUUGAGUCGAAGCACAAGAGAUGUCACAUCGAAGAGCAACCGCUCUACCACGAGGACCAAACGACGGGAUGAGUCACGCUCCAAGGUGUCGACUCAAGUAGACAAGGAGAUCUCUCGCCUCGAGAAGGAACGUGCCGAUGAGGCUCUCUUUUCCAUUGAGAUGCCAUCGUCAUCCAGACGCACAUCUGGCUCCAAGUCAUCAAAGGCCCCUGUCCCUCGCUCUUCUAACUCGAAGAGCGCCCGGAAACAGUCCAGCACGAGCAAACAGCGUGUGAAGCGUGUUGUAGUUGAGGAUACCACUGAGCCAGAUGUGUCUGAGCAGAUCAAGGCCGCAUCUGAAACAGAUGUCACUUUGUUGAGUGUUAUCGAUGAAUAUGAGAUCUCUCGUCUACGUAAGACUUUGGAAGAAGAAAGAUUGAUGCGCAAACGACGUUCGAAUGCUCCUAAGGAAACUUCUCCCACAGAGACUGUCAACUCAACCAGACAAAGCAUUCUGAAGACCUCCGCCCCUCGCAAGUCAUCACUCCGCGAACCAAGAGCAGAGAUCCCUCGCCCAGCAUCGGCUAUUGGCGACAUUACUGCCGCCUCAAAAGCAACUACUGAUGAGGAUCGCAGUCUUACAGCACCGAUUGCAGAGCGGCCUCGGCGUCACUCAGACUAUUCGUUACCUGCAACAUCCCAGCGUAAGAAGCAGCGACCUGCCGCUGACAUGACCUCCGCUUUCAUCCUUCCUGACAUCACCCUUCACCACGUGGAUUUGGUAGCCUCUGAUCCCUCUAAGCUGCCCCAAGCUACUCAAAAAGCAUUGGAUAGCAUUUCUCGGCACAAUGGACAGAACUGCACAGUUUGCAAGGGCCGCUCCACCGACGGUUCAUGCAGUCAUGAGUCCGUGAAGGUCACCAAACCCAUUCCUGUUUCGGAGCGUAUGCCCAAGCCAUCCAUCUACAACGAAGAACCAACUAUGCGCCCCUCGCAACCCCCGGCUGUCGCUCUUGCUACCGUCCUGAAGGGCCUCGAGGACGAGCUUUCUCACUUGAAAAUGCAACUGGCUACAUACCAAAGUGCCUAUAACAAGCUUGACGCAUCACUUGGCAAGCGCCCACGCAAGGCGCUUCAGGAAAAGAUCGACAAAAUUUUCAAAGAUAUUGACAUGAAGUCUGACCAAAUUUAUGCACUAUAUGAUGUUCUGGAGGGCCAGAAGCAAGACGGCCAUGAAAUCACCGAACAAGAGGUGGAAAUGACCCUCGAGUCUAUUGGAAUCGAUGUUGGCAUGCCCCAAGCACAUGAUAUCACCAGUAUUACCGAUAAGUCUUCUCGUCACGACCAAACUGAUCUGGACGAUGAGGAGGACCUGCCUUGGGAAGGCAUUGAAAGCUCUUCUGAGAUGACUGGCCACCUUUCUUUGGCCGGUCACUGA
Messenger RNA from Penicillium paradoxum, 2898 nucleotides. RefSeq lists its product as uncharacterized. NCBI's taxonomy places the organism in Eukaryota, Fungi, Ascomycota, Eurotiomycetes, Eurotiales, Aspergillaceae. Bases 1 to 2898 code for a protein of 965 amino acids. The record is from RefSeq and is a predicted model, not a curated record. The transcript has a single exon. Gene Ontology annotation, molecular function: microtubule binding.